UGCAGGGUUUGCUGUCCUUUCCCAAGCAGCACAAGCCUUUUGGACUCAGGGGAAAAGGAAAGGGGAGACUUCAUGACUUUCCCAACAAGGCAACCGCAAAGAUAAGCUAUCUCCAUCUCCUGCCCUCACCCUAGUCUUUCUGUGGGUGCUCACCAGAGGCCCAAGGAGAAGAACCAGCAGAGAUCUCCUGAGGGUACCUGGAGUACAGCCCUCUGUGCUGGAGAGAGGCAGCCACCAAUGCCAGCAGAGUUAGAAGGAGGAAGGUCAAGGACCGCUUCAGGAAAAUCCAGGAGGAGAUCCCAGAAUCUACAACUAUAUGCGGUUGAGCAUGAGCGUGAGGAGAGGUACCCAAGAGCACCUUGAUGCUUCAGAACAAAACCUCGACACCCAGCUCACCAGAGGUCCUAUGCAUGGGAUUGAACAAAAUCUUGAAACAAAAAGGAGCCUAAUCAUGAAAACAAAUGUGACAAAUGCUAAGUUGCUCUUGGUCCUGCUGUCUGUGGUAGCAUUGUGGAUCACUCUUACAGUUCUCCUAAACUCCACAAAGAUCUGGACCGCAAUUGAGUUGCCCAUCUCCUUCCAUCGCUGGAACGUCAUCACAAAGCCCUCAUGGUCAGAGGCACCACCGCGUCCAGUAGUUUCAGCAGCAGAGACACAGCUGAAAAUAAAGCAAAUCAUGGAGAAACUAGACCAGCUGAUCCCACCCAGACCUUUCACACACAUAAACACCACCACCAGUGCCACACACAGCACAGCCACCAUCCUCAACCCACGAGAUACAUACUGCACAGGGAACCAGCUGGACAUUCUGCUGGAGGCGAGAGACCACUUGGGACACCAGAAGGAAUAUGGUGGGGAUUUCCUGAGGGCCAGGAUGUCCUCCCCAGCCUUAAAGGCAGGCGCUUCGGGAAAGGUGACCGACUUCAACAAUGGUACCUACCUUGUCAGCUUCACUCUGUUCUGGGAGGGCCAGGUCUCCCUGUCUGUCCUGCUCAUCCACCCCAGUGAAGGGGCAUCAGCUCUCUGGAGGGCAAGGAACCAAGGCUAUGACAGGGUGAUCUUCACAGGUCAGUUUUCCAGUGGGACCACCAAGGUCAAUACUGACUGUGCGCUGGUCUUAAACUCAAGUGCUGAAUUAUGCCAAUAUCUGGAUGCUGAAGACCAAGAAGCCUUUUACUGCCUGAAGCCCCAACACAUGCCCUGUGCUGCACUUGUUCACAUGCACUCCAAGAACACGAAAGUAUCUUAUCUCAGCAAACAAGAAAGAAGUCUCUUUGAAAGGUCAAACUUGGGUGUAGAGAUUUUGAAAAACUUCAAUGCGAUUAGCGUCUCCAAAUGCAAUCAAGGAACAGUUCCAGUGAAGAAGAAAUGCAAGUUUGGAAUGACAUCUACAAUCCCCAGCGGGCAUGUCUGGAAAGAUUCCUGGAAACCCGUCUCCUGCAGUUUGGCUCCUGUAGAAAUGAAGGAGUGCCUUCGAGGAAAAUUCAUCUAUCUAAUGGGAGAUUCCACAGUCCGACAGUGGAUGGAAUACUUCAAAACCAGUAUUGACACACUGAAGCCAGUGGAUCUGCAUGAAACUGGAAAGUUGCAACACCAACUUGCUGUGGACCUGGAUAGGAAUAUCAACAUCCAGUGGCAAAAGCAUGGUUACCCAUUGAUUGGAUCAAUUAGCUACUCAGUCAAAGAGAUUGAGUACAUCGCCCGGGCCAUUGACAGAACUGGAGGAGAGAAGAAUACUAUCAUUGUUAUUUCUCUGGGUCAACAUUUCAGACCCUUCCCCAUUGACGUUUUUAUCAAAAGAGUUCUCAAUGUCCACAAGGCUGUUCAGCGUCUUCUUCUGAGAAGCCCAGACACCCUGGUUGUCAUCAAAGCAGAAAACAUCAGGGAGAUGAACAAUGAUGUGGAGAGAUUUAGUGACUUCCAUGGUUAUAUUCAGUAUCUUAUCAUAAAGGACAUUUUCCAGGACCUAAAUGUAGGCCUCAUUGAUGCCUGGGACAUAACAAUUGCAUAUGGGACACAUGAUGUCCACCCACCUCAAAAUGUAGUAGGAAAUCAGAUUAAUAUAUUAUUAAAUUAUAUUUGCUAGAUAA
Molecule: messenger RNA, 2090 nt
Organism: Oryctolagus cuniculus (rabbit)
Lineage: Eukaryota; Metazoa; Chordata; Mammalia; Lagomorpha; Leporidae
Product: NXPE family member 4
Source: RefSeq, a predicted model, not a curated record